AAGUGUGUUUCGCAUGAUCGGGUUCAAGGGCUGGCGCGCGGUGCGCCUUGCGCGUACGGCGGGCUUGACGACGCUGUCGCCGCGGAAGCUCGCAGCCAUGGAGGCCGAGGUCAUGGAGCGCCUCCGCAGUGUCAAGGACGACCUGCUCAACGCAGACUUGCCGACGCUCGGCCGCAUCAAGAACUUGGUCAUCCAGCCCGACCAUUGCGUCUCGCUGGACAUUGAGACGCCGUCGCGCGUGCUGCGCCAGAACGACCAGUGGAUUGCCGAGGCUACGGAGGCGAUCCAGAGCCUUCCGUGGGUCUCGCGCGCCAACGUCUCGCUGGCAUCGGCGUCGACGCGGAAUCCGCAAGCGCCGCGUCACUCGGCGCUUGCCAACGUCAGCAACAUCGUCGCAGUCUCGAGCUGCAAGGGCGGCGUCGGCAAGUCGACUGUCGCCGUCAACCUCGCCUUUGCGCUUCAGAAGCGCGGUGCGCGCGUGGGGCUCCUGGACGCAGACGUGUAUGGCCCGAGCUUGCCGACCAUGAUCUCACCGGACGACCGCGGCAUUCGCAAGUCCAAGACGAACCCGUCCUUCGUCGAGCCCGUACGUUACCACGGCGUCGAGUGCAUGUCGUUUGGGUUCGUCAACAGCAAGGCCGCGCCGGGCGCAGGCGGCAAAGGCGCCGCUGUCAUGCGCGGUGCGAUGGUGUCCAAGGUGAUUGACCAGCUCGUCCUUGGCACCGAGUGGGGCGCGCUCGACUACUUGGUCAUCGAUAUGCCGCCGGGCACGGGCGACAUCCACAUGUCCCUCGCGCAGCAGACGGCCAUCACGACCGCCGUCAUUGUCACGACGCCGCAAAAACUCAGCUUUGUCGAUGUGGAAAAGGGCAUUUCGAUGUUUGAGGACCUCAAGAUCCCGACGAGCGCGGUGGUCGAGAACAUGUCGUACUUCGACUGCGCUCACGGCCACCGCCACUACCCGUUCGGACACGGGCACCUCAAGCAGUUGCAGCAGUCGUUUGACAUUCAGCACACGUUUCAGUUCCCGAUGGCCGAGUCCACGAGCGAUAGUGCCGACGCUGGACGGCCAUUGGUGCUCACCGAUGCGCUGCCCGAGGUCUCGGUGACAUUCGAAUCGCUGGCAAUCACGGUCGCCGAAGAGUGCGUGAAGCUCAAGCACCUCUCCAAGCUCGCACCCGAGCUCCUGUACGACUCCAAGCGCGGUAUUGUGCUCCGCUUCUACACGAGCGAGAGCGCGCACGAGGUCAUCUUGCCGCCCGUCGAGCUGCGUGCGCAGUGUCGGUGCGCUGCGUGCAUCGAAGAGUUCACGGGCAAGCCCCUCCUCGACCCGGAAACGAUCCCGGAUGACAUCCGACCCACCGCCGUCCAGCGCAAGGGCAACUACGCGUUUGCUGUCGUGUGGAGCGACGGCCACUCGUCGUCGCUGUACACGUUCGAGCACCUGCGUAAGCUCGCGCAAGUGUAGAGGAAAUGCGCUGAUCAGAGCCAUCGACCGAAGUUUAGUCCUCCUUGUAUAUACCUUGUGUGUGCAGCUGGA
This is a messenger RNA of Saprolegnia parasitica CBS 223.65, 1540 nucleotides long. RefSeq lists its product as hypothetical. Gene Ontology annotation, molecular function: ATP binding; 4 iron, 4 sulfur cluster binding; ATP-dependent FeS chaperone activity. The transcript has 11 exons. Gene Ontology annotation, biological process: iron-sulfur cluster assembly. The record is from RefSeq and is a predicted model, not a curated record. Lineage: Eukaryota; Oomycota; Saprolegniomycetes; Saprolegniales; Saprolegniaceae. Bases 14 to 1468 code for a protein of 484 amino acids.